AUUAAAUAGCAGAAUUCAAUAUGGCGGAUGACAGACGUUGCGCUUGGAAUUGAAAACUCGUGUUGUGUAUUAUUCUUCUCCCUUGUUAAACAACUGACAUUUGUGGUAAAAGAUUGGUACAGUGAUAUGGUUAGAUGAGCCUUGAUCCAUUUUAAUAGCUAAAAAGCAUCAUCAUGCAUGGUGGAGGUGGAAUGAUGCUUGUUAAUGGCCAGGGAUAUGGUUCAACGAAGAAGUAUGGAACAGAUACAAAAUCAAAAAACCAUUAUAUGGACAAUGUACGACGCAUGAGACAAAUACAAAGGCAAAGUAAAGAAAGAGAAGCAGAAAGCAAAAAGCCAGUAAAGGCACUGUGGAAGUCCGACAAGUAUCGUGAUGUUCAGUCCAGAGUAAAGGGUGAUAUCGAGCGUGAACCAGAUGCACCAAGACCACAUUCAGCAUGUUUUACCAGGGCACAUUCCCGGUCAGGUCCAUCAGUUAAGUUUCCAUCUCGUCCUAGUACUCCAGAAGUCGUCGUACCAGAUGAGAAACUGACGGUUCCUCGUGCAAGUUCAGCUACAGAUAUUAAGAUGACGAGGAAUAACUUUGACUUCAUCAAGAUUAACGGUGUAAAUGCCAAGAGGGCACCGGUGGUGAGGAGUCCAAGUCUUACAGCAUUGGAUGACCUCAAGAAGAGCAGGGAUGAGGAAUUCACGCAGAGGCACAAAUUUGGAGAGGUUCCUAAAUACCUUCAAUCACGGAAAGUUCAAUGGAAAAAAAAUGAGGAGGAUCGUAUAGCUAACAUACCUGACCCAGAAAUGCCUCCUGGCCACAGAGCAUUGCCAGAGGCAGAGCGACGCACAACACUUAGUCUGCUUAUAAAAAAGGAAGAAGAACUUGUACGAGAGAUGUCAGCAUUGCCUUUAAGAAUGGACACUUUCCGUAUUCGUUCACAAAAGCAAGAAAUUGAGAAAAAACUUGCAGAAGUAGACGAGGCAAAAAAAAUAUUUUCCCGAUCAAAAGUGUUUGUGAAAGUGGACUGAUAGCAACUGUUUUAAAUAUCUUAUUUUGUACUAUAGUUUAAUAUAAUUGAAAUGAGCUGUUUUUGUAGAUACAUGUAUUUAUUAUGUAGAUGAAUUUGUCAUAGGAAGGUCUUAUUUUUUAUACUCACUGUUCCUCAUUUUGUUUAUCUGACAUUGCAAACACUUGUGCUAGUGUUGUCUUCUGUGGAAAAGUGCUUGUAGACCUUGGACAAGUCAUGCACACAUUAAAUAUUAGUUUGAUCAAGUCUCAGCUAAUUCUGCUUUUAGUUGAGUGCCAGUAUUAUACUAAAUUACAUCACCUUAGAGAGUAUCAGAAAUUCUGUUGUAUACAGAUAUACAGUAGUAGUGACACUUUUAACUACACUUGUUUAAUAGCCAGAUAUUCGAUGUUGAAAGCGAGAACUUUUAAUUGAAAACUUCUCUUUGGAGAAGUAAUCUCAUUUUUAUGUCUGCUGUAAUUUUAGUGCCUCUCUUUGUAGUUCCUGUAAUCAUGAUCAGUAAUCAGGGACAUUCCAAGUCACUGAUAGUAAACACUGUUUUGAAAAUGUGUUAGAUAAUGGCCUAUUUUAUAGAUAUAACUGAAUGUAACUGGAAGUGCGAGAUUUCCCCUGUACAACAAAGGGACCUCAAGGGCGUAGGAUAAUAAUAAACUCAUAGUAGCAAGAUCAGAUAUUGCUGCAUCACGAAAAUACCUGGUAACGGAGUAACAUUUCAUUAUCAGGCAUUUCAUUUAUAGGAAGGCUGGAAUGAACAGUGUACUUUUCCACUGAUUGAUUUAAUUCUAAGAUCCUUCCAAAAGAUAUGAGAUAAAAUUAAAAACUUGUUAAAUGUCCAUAUAGGUGCAAGUAUGUAAGGAAAUUGCACUCCCAAGUUGUAGGAUUUCCAUACGAUGUAUGUUAAUGUAAAAAAAAAGGCUGUUUAAGUUAACGAAUAGUAUUUACUGGAAAUACCGGUUUAAUGUUAAUAGGGCGAAUAUUGUUAUUACGUUAUUGACAUUACUUAAUGU
Messenger RNA from Pecten maximus, 2025 nucleotides. RefSeq names its product enkurin domain-containing protein 1-like. NCBI's taxonomy places the organism in Eukaryota, Metazoa, Mollusca, Bivalvia, Pectinida, Pectinidae. Gene Ontology annotation, cellular component: cytoplasmic microtubule. The transcript has 7 exons. The record is from RefSeq and is a predicted model, not a curated record. The coding region runs from base 174 to 1019 and encodes 281 amino acids.